AUGGUGGUAGUUGCAUUAUCCUCCUCUCUACCAGCCGGCAGAAACCUCUUCUCCUCCUUACCAUCAACACCGCCUCUCCCCGACCGCACCGCCGCCGUCUCCGCCAGUCCACCGCCGCCAAUCCCCGUCCCCAAGUAUCCCCCUCCCCGUAAAUCCCAAAAACCUCCUCAACCCCCGUCCCCGAACCCCGGUCUCAAAUACCACCGCCACUCCAAGUACCACAAGCGCGUGCCGCGCGACGGCGUCGUCAUCUCCGAUGACGCAGACCGGUCCGUUAUUAUCGGUGAGUCCGGCGUAUCGUACCUGCUCCCCGGCGCGCCGUUCGAGUUCCAGUUCAGCUACUCGGAGACGCCGAAGGCGAAGCCGAUAGCGAUCCGGGAGCCGGCGUUCCUGCCGUUCGCGCCGCCGACGAUGCCGCGGCCGUGGACGGGGAAGGCGCCGCUGAAGAGUAAGAAAAAGAAGAUUCCGCUGUUCGACUCGUUCAAUCCUCCACCCCCCGGCACGAAGGGCGUGAAGCGUGUGGAAAUGCCGGGGCCGUUUCCCGUGGGGCACUUCCCGAAAGAGGGCAAGACGAGGGAAGAGAUUCUUGGGGAACCUCUGAAAAGGUGGGAGAUACAAAUGCUUGUUAAGCCCAUGAUAUCUUAUAAUCGCCAAGUUAAUCUUGGAAGGGAUGGGUUAACGCAUAACAUGCUGGAAUUGGUACAUUCACAUUGGAAGCGUAGCCGUGUCUGUAAAAUUCGUUGUUUAGGUGUUCCAACUGUUGAUAUGGAUAACGUUUGCCAUCAUAUUGAGGAGAAAACAGGGGGGAAAAUAAUUCAUCGAGCAGGUGGUAUAGUGUACCUUUUCCGAGGCAGAAACUACAACUAUAGGACUCGUCCACAGUAUCCAGUGAUGCUCUGGAAGCCAGCUGCUCCUGUUUACCCAAAGCUUAUAGAAGAUGCUCCAGGAGGACUAACGAAAGCUGAAGCUGAUGAAUUACGGAUGAAGGGGAAAACCUUGUUACCAAUUUGUAAAUUAGCCAAAAAUGGAGUGUAUACAUCCCUUGUAAAGGAUGUUAGAGAUGCUUUUGAAGGAAGUAUUUUGGUGAAAGUUAACUGCAAGGGAUUGGAUCCUAGUGAUUACAAGAAAAUAGGUGCCAAACUCAAGGAUUUGGUUCCUUGUGUGCUGUUAUCUUUUGAUGAUGAACAGAUAUUGAUGUGGAGGGGCAAAGACUGGAAAUCAAGGUACCUGCAACCUGUUCCAAUUUUUACACCUUCAAAAGCUGGUUUUACAGGGAAUUCAGAAAAUUCAGGUGAGAUUGAUGACAACCAAACUAAACAUGACGGCAACAAUAACAAUGUGGUGAACUCAAGCCCAAAAAUGUUGUCUCUGUGGAACCGUGCAAUUGAGUCAAGCAAAGCUUUGUUGCUGGAUGAAUUUAAUCUUGGACCUGAUGCUCUCUUGGAGAAGGUGGAAGCAUUUGAGAUUGUUUCACAGGCGUUGGAGCACUCCCAUCCUGCAUUUAGUUUGUCAUGUAAAGAAAAUGGCUCUGAAGGUUCAACUGCAAGCUUUGAAAAUAGCUCUUCUAGUGAAGACUUUCCCACUGAAGAAGACUAUGGAAAUGAGGAUGAAGAGGAUUAUGAUGACCACCAUGAUGAUGCAGACCAUGACUCGUAUGAUGUGGUGGACAGAUCAGCUCAACCCGGAUCAUUAGGUGUUGAUAUGAUUUUGAAAAGGCUAAAACAAAUACCAUUCGAGUAA
This is a messenger RNA of Sphenostylis stenocarpa, 1740 nucleotides long. The record is from the annotation of a GenBank genome assembly. Lineage: Eukaryota; Viridiplantae; Streptophyta; Magnoliopsida; Fabales; Fabaceae.